CCAUCUUUAUUGACUCGCGUUUUCUGUCUGUAUUUAAUUUUUUGUUGUUUUAAAGUAAACUUUGUGUUAUGUCAGUGUUUAGCUGUUUGACCAUUAUUUGUCCGGCGCUAACUUAGCCAUAAUGAAAAGAAGCAAGCAAGCUGAACCCAUUGCGAAUGCUUAGAUGAUCGUUAAAUGCUGUUUCAUGCUACUAAAACGAUUAAUAUUAUUAAUGUAAGUCAAUUUGUUUUAACCAGUGGUGAGACACGCUACAACAGGGAAAAACUGCUCCAAGGACAAGGGGUGGACACACAUCUAUCAGAAACAGGAAUACAGCAAGCGGAGGCGGUGGGACAGUACCUCAAAGGCAUCAUGUUCAGCAAAGUGUUUGUCAGUAACCUGCAAAGGGCUGUGCAAACAGCUGAAGUGAUUCUGCAGAACAACACUCACUGUUCUGGCAUGGAGAUGGUUCUAGAGCCUUUACUGAGAGAACGGGGUUUUGGUGUUGCUGAAGGUCGUCACAAGGAAGAUCUGAAGAACAUGGCCAACGCUGCUGGUCAGUCGUGUCGGGAUUACACACCGCCAGGAGGAGAAACUUUAGAUCAGGUGAGGCUGAGAUUCAAAAAAUUCCUCAAACUCCUUUUUAAACAAAUACUGGACGAGUACGCCUCAUCGGCCCAGGAUGGCUCUGCAGAGGAAGGACCACCUGGGACAGCAGCUGUUGCUCCGGACAUCUCCUCCAACAACUCAGCUUUUGAUGGUCUUCAGGGAGUUCCCGUCCAAGUUUUGGUUGUGAGCCACGGUGCUUACAUUCGUGUAGCCCACAAGCACUUUGUGGAGGACUUAAUGUGUGCACUACCCGCUGGUGUGAAGGUGUCACAGCUGCUUUCACCCUGUCCCAACACGGGCGUCAGUCGCUUUCUUCUCACUCUGAGUCAAACCGAGUCUGGGCCGGUACUUUCUGCUGCUCGCUGCAUUUUCACCAACAGGAAGGACCACCUCCCAGCUGCUGAGUAGGGUACAGGAUCACUGAAUCAAAAAGUUUUAUUUGUGGGAAACAUGUACAAGGAAAGUGAAACUUUCAUAGACGUAAAAGUAAAAGACCUCACAAGUUCAACAUGAAUAUGUAUCCGCUAAACUUCAAGCUGGUAAAGCGGUGAUUGUAAUACCUCCUUUUCUCAUCUAAUACCAAAGUUGAAACUAUUUAUCUGCGUACCCUUCAGCACCAUUUUCACCAUGAUGUGAUGAGUUGCUGCUUGUUUUACUUGUGCAAUAUAAAGUCAAACUGUGACUGUUUAAAGUGUCUGUAUGAGGUCAUAGAAAACUGACUAUGAAUAAGUUCUACAAGACACACAGUA
Messenger RNA from Nothobranchius furzeri (turquoise killifish), 1337 nucleotides. The record is from RefSeq and is a predicted model, not a curated record. Lineage: Eukaryota; Metazoa; Chordata; Actinopteri; Cyprinodontiformes; Nothobranchiidae.